Molecule: messenger RNA, 790 nt
Organism: Psylliodes chrysocephalus
Lineage: Eukaryota; Metazoa; Arthropoda; Insecta; Coleoptera; Chrysomelidae
Source: the annotation of a GenBank genome assembly
CUAAGUAUCGUGGGUCAACCCAGCCCCCGCGCGUAACAGAUACAGAAAAGAAGAGCGGAUAAAUUUAGUUUAUAUUUUUUGAUCAGUUUUCUUUUUUCGGCUGUCAUUUUAUUUUAAAACAAAAAUUAACUGAAAAAUGUAAUUCUGACUACAUCUUUGAAUCAUUUAUUUGUAGUAAUUGAUCUAUCUAUUCUUAGUGCCAAGUUAUGCUUGCCUUAUCGUAUGAACAAUGUGUGGAGCCCGGCUUAAGAACGUUUGUUAUUUAUUUUAAUUUGAAGGUUACCCCGGUCAAAUAUUAUUUCAAAUAAUUAUUCCAAGUAAAACGGACAAUUAUUACCUAACUAUUGUUUUUGUUUCUGGUGACAUAAAUCGUAUAAAUACCAGUGGCAUUUUAUAAAAUUUGUUAAUCUUCGACGAGCUUUCAGCAUAAUAUAUAUUCAAAAUGUUCAACAAAAUUACUGUAUUGUUUUUAGUGGCGGCUUUUGUAGCUGUGGUCAGUGCUCUCACUGAUCGUGAACAGUUUGAAGACUAUAAAAAAAAGUUCAACAAACAGUACACGGCAGAAGAGGAACAAACCCGUUUCAAAAACUUCCAGGAUACUUUGAAGCAUAUUGAAGAAAACAAGGCGAAAUUCGCAAGAGGAGAAGUUAGUCACACCGAAGGAAUCAACCAAUUUGCCGAUUUAAGCGCAGACGAAUGGUCGCACCGCAACCAUGGACUAAAAAGACCAUGAAUAUUGCAUUUUUAAAUUGAUUGUCACUGUCUCUAUAAAAUAAAUCCGUUCUUAAUU